CCUCACCGUAUAUUCUACAACCGCGAAGACCACAUCUCAUCACCGCUUUUCCCCCUCCUUAAACUCUUUCUUCACAGGUCUCCUUCCUCUUUUGCACCUUACCUACCUACCUACCUACCUACCUACCUACCUACCUUACCUCAUCCUUACCCCAAGACUAGACCCUCACAAUGAUGUCCUCUGUCCUAGCCGAACUCCAAAAACUCGUCACCCCAACGCCGCCCCACCAACCCCAACCCAAGAACAAAGCCCAUCAUCAAUCCAACCCCAUCAAAACCACCUACGAGUCUCUCCCCAUCGACCUACCUCCCGACUUUCUCGCCACCGAACCAGGCAUCACCCCCGUCCCAACUCUCACGGAAAUCGACUGGGCCACGACAGACUUACCUGAAAACAAGGGACUCUACGCCGUGAUACUAGACGAGGUACUCACAAAAAGCGAGUGUGACGAACUGCGCAAGUUGGCGGAGGGGAGUGUCCCUCUUUCUCAAUGGGUGGACGUUGAUGGUCAAGAACAAGACGGGGCGACAACAAAAAAGACAACACCAUGGGCCCCCGCCCUGGUGAAUGUCGGACUCGGCUACGAAGUACUCACGCCCUCGUACCGUAACUCGUCACGGAUCAUUUGGGACCAGCAAGAGGUUGUGGACAGGCUGUGGAAGCGGUGUUGCUUGGUUCCUGGGUUGAUGGAGAGACUGGCGGUGUUGGAUGCGGGGAGGGAGAGGGAUGUGAAGAUUAUUACGGGGCGGUCGUUGCCUUCCCAGCCUGCUGCUGCGGUUGGGGAUGAGGGGGAUGGGCAGGAUGGGAAACAAGAGGAGAAAAAGGAGGUGGUGGAGAGGUAUGCUAAUGGGAAGAAAAAGGGGAAGAGUAAGCGGACCAAGACAAAGGGCCUAAGGGAUGGGAGGACGGGCAAGUGGGAAUUUGUUAAGGUCAACAAGCGGAUGAGGUUUUUGAGAUAUGGGGAGGGACAGUUCUUUCGAGCCCACUGCGACUCGCCUUACCGUGAACUGGACCCCAUCAACUCCGAUCGUAUCAACGAGACGUUAUUCACCAUUCAUCUGUACUUGAACGACUGCAAGUCAGAGGCUCCGCCCGCUAAAAAGGACGAGACGGAAUUGGUCGGUGGUGCCACGGCAUUGUUGUCUGGGGACGAAAAGAGGAAGUAUGAUGUUGAGUGUAAGACGGGGAGGGUGCUGAUCUUUCAGCAUCGGAGGGUGUUUCAUGCGGGCGCGGAUGUGGUGAAGGGGGUCAAGUAUAGUGUUAGGACGGAUAUUAUGUACCGGGAGGUUUUGGAUGAGCCGGAGGAAAAGGAGGUGGGGGAGGGAAAUGAGCAAGCUGAGAAGAAGGCAGACGAUGACAAGCCGCUGAAGGAGGAGGAUGAUGGAAAGUAGGGUUGGUCGUCUUUCGUAUUUCUUUAUACUCUUCUCCAGCUCGAGCAAUCAACCAUCAUUUCCCCCGAUGAACUCACUCCACCCCC
Messenger RNA from Neurospora crassa OR74A, 1477 nucleotides. Its product is annotated as oxidoreductase domain-containing protein. The record is from RefSeq and is a predicted model, not a curated record. Lineage: Eukaryota; Fungi; Ascomycota; Sordariomycetes; Sordariales; Sordariaceae. Gene Ontology annotation, molecular function: procollagen-proline 4-dioxygenase activity; iron ion binding; L-ascorbic acid binding. Gene Ontology annotation, biological process: peptidyl-proline hydroxylation to 4-hydroxy-L-proline. The transcript has 2 exons. Gene Ontology annotation, cellular component: endoplasmic reticulum. Bases 171 to 1391 code for a protein of 406 amino acids.